AUGAUCAUGGUGCGCCAAGGGCCCAUAGGCCUACUCGCCGUCUUGGUCACUGUCAUUUGUCUCCUGGUAUACCUCGGCACGACAGCAAAGAAUGCCUACAGCCUGCCCUCGGGCGUCUCGGGCGCCUUCUCUUCCUCUCGUGGCGGCGCUCAGGGCGCGUCAAAUCCAGCUGCCAAGGUGUACGGCAAGGACUACCGCGGGAGGUCGAAGCCGGCAGACAUCAACAGGGUGACGAACUCGACCCUGGGCUUCACCAAGAUCUUCGUCGUCGGCCUGCCGGAGCGGUCAGACAAGCGCGACGCCAUCGCACUGUCGGCUGCCCUCACCGGAUUCGACGUGGAGUGGAUCGACGGCGUGCGUGGGACUGACAUCCCGGACAAGGCGGUGCCGUUCGGCGUGGACAGAAAGAAACUGAUGGAGACGAACCUGGGCAGCUGGAGGGGCCACAUGAAUGCCGUCAGGCGGAUGGUCGAAGAGGGUAUCGAGUCCGCCCUCAUCAUGGAAGACGACAUGGACUGGGACGUCCGGCUCAAGGCCCAGCUCGAGAUGAUCGCCACCGGCAGCCGCAAGCUCAUGACCGACCUGCCCGAGACCUACUUCCCCUCCCACCCCAAGACCGCGGGCUCGGGGACCCCGGCCUCGCCCUACGGCAACGACUGGGACGUCCUCUGGCUCGGCCACUGCGGCGAGCCCUUCCCGGAGGACCUCGACGAGAACAAGGGUCUGGCCGAGGACGACCCGGCCCGGCUCGCCAUGCAGCGCAAGUACACCAUCUCCAACGACCCGUCGGUGCCGCCGCGCGCCCAGGUCAAGGGCCUCGCCGACUUUGCGGCCCACCCGGAGCGCACGCGCUUCGUGCACCACACGGCCGCGCCCAUCUGCACCUUUGCCUACGCGCUGUCGCAGCGCGGCGCGCAAAAGGUCCUCUUCGACCUCAGCGUCGACCGCCUGGCCGGGCCCUUUGACAACGCGCUCGCGGGGCUGUGCCGGCGCGCCGUCGGGGCAUGGCCGGAACUGGCGCGGCGGCGGGCCGCGUCGGCGGCGGCGCCCGGGUCGGGAUCGGGGCCCGCCGAGAAGAAGCUCUGGAGCGAGGAGGAGCUGCGCGGCAUCACGACCGACAGGGGCGACAGGGGCCUCGACGCCAAGUGCCUCAGCGUGACGCCGCCCGUCUUCUUCCACCACAAGAAGAAGGGCCUGCUGUCGGGCGACAGCGACAUCCAGACCGUCGGCGACGGCGGCAUCAGGGAGAAGGGCACGACCGAGAACAUUGUGUGGAGCGCCCGCAACAACCUCCGGAACAUGAUGCUCGGCCUCCCCAUGGAGAGCCAGUACUGA
Messenger RNA from Thyridium curvatum, 1335 nucleotides. RefSeq lists its product as uncharacterized. Lineage: Eukaryota; Fungi; Ascomycota; Sordariomycetes; Thyridiales; Thyridiaceae. The record is from RefSeq and is a predicted model, not a curated record. The transcript has 2 exons. The coding region runs from base 1 to 1335 and encodes 444 amino acids.